Messenger RNA from Thalassophryne amazonica, 2800 nucleotides. RefSeq names its product hepatoma-derived growth factor-like. The record is from RefSeq and is a predicted model, not a curated record. Gene Ontology annotation, cellular component: nucleus. Gene Ontology annotation, molecular function: transcription coregulator activity; double-stranded DNA binding. The transcript has 6 exons. Bases 224 to 844 code for a protein of 206 amino acids. Gene Ontology annotation, biological process: regulation of transcription by RNA polymerase II. Lineage: Eukaryota; Metazoa; Chordata; Actinopteri; Batrachoidiformes; Batrachoididae.
AAACGAGGAGAGCGGGUUUCAAUUUCAAACCCAAACAGUCGGAGGCUGAAGCUAGUGCUCGUUGCUAUCUUAAAGCAUUUCAGUGUAGAUUGCGUAGUUUGCUUUAUUUGGGCGUUAAACUAGCAUUUGUCUAGGCGCGGGUGUGAGCUAAUCGGGGUCUAGAACACACAGAAACUGCUCUUUUAAUUACACAACAGACCAACAAGCUAUUUCUGCAAGAAACAUGCCGAGGCCCAACAGGCAGCAGGAAUAUAAACCCGGUGAUCUUGUGUUUGCUAAAAUGAAGGGUUAUCCGCACUGGCCUGCAAGGAUUGAUGAAUUACCUGAAGGAGCAGUGAAGACCACUUCGAACAAGUACCAGGUGUUCUUCUUUGGAACACAUGAGACGGCAUUCCUGGGGUCAAAGGAUUUGUUUCCAUAUAAUGAAAGCAAGGAGAAAUAUGGAAAACAAAACAAGAGGAGAGGAUUUACAGAUGGACUCUGGGAGAUUGAGAACAACCCCACUGUCACUCAUGAAGGCUAUGAGUCUUCAAAGAAAGCCAAUGCAUCAGAAAGUGCAGAGAAUGCAGGUGAUUCUGAGAAAGAUGCUGCCGAGGGCAACAGUGAUGAUGAUGACGGGGCUCUUGUUAUUGAUGAGAAGAACGAGAGGGGAGGAGCUAAACGAAAAGCAGAGGAGCCCACGGAUGCAUCUGCCAAACGUCUGAAGGAUGCAGACAGCAAUUCGAAAACUGACAGCAAGAAGUCUAACACACAGGCUACGUCCAAUGAUGUGAGCGAUGCAGAGGAAAGUGCUGAAGCAGGAGAGCAGCGAACAUCAGAAAAGGCUGUGACAGAGAGUGCUUAACCUCAACUCACAAAAGGAAAACCAAGAACCUUCGACGUUUCUCUCUGGAAUUUAAGCAUCAGAAUGGUUACCUGCAGGAUGCGGAAUUUCAGCUGUUUAAUUAAUAGGAGAAUUUUAAACGUGUUUGUAUUGAAAGUCAAAUCCACAUUUGCCAUUUUGGGAUAGCUCAUAACCUCGAAACAAAAGUCUGCCAAUCUGAUUUCAAACAACUGAAGUGGGCGCUUUGAGGCUCAUUUGUAAAUGGGAUUUGGUGUGUAUAUAUUUUUUUAUUUCUAAGUGCAAUUACGUAAUUACAAAGAGUGGAUGCUAGGUGUCAAACCUUUUUUAAGGCUAGAUGGAAAAAAUACUGAAUAUAUAGUAAACACUUGAUUCAAAAUAUGUAUAUCCCCUACACCACAAAAGUUCAAAGUUUAAUUUGGCAAGUGUUCUCAUUUUAAAGGGACAUUCAUUGUGAUUCAGGUGCGAAAAGGAAAUCUUGAUUUUCAGCUGAAAAAUGCAACAUUGGGCCAAUGUUUAUUGUAGUGUCCCUUUUUAAAAUGGGCAGAUAUUGUAAAUAAAAUUAACAAAUUUCAACAAUACUUUUAGUUUUAGUUCCAAAAUGUAAUGUUCAGUUUAAUUUACCUAGCAUCUGAUUUUAAAGUUGUUUAUUGAAUCAUUGGACACAAGUUACAUGUUCAGAUAUUUUCUUCUUCCCCAUUCAACAUGAUCGGGUUCACUGUCAGACAUUUGUACGUAUCAGUAACUCAGAUUUUGUUGCUUUAGUCUAAUAAUCUAAUCUUAAUUGCAGGUGACCAAGUUAUGUAAUUUAUUUCACAAGAUCAUGUAUGUGGCAAACUUGGUUUUUUUUUGGGGGGGGGGGGGGUGAUUGACUAUGGUAUCCCCGUUUUGAGAAGAAUUAUUUUCCAAUUUAAAGUGUGAAUUUAUUAACCUUUUUUGGAGUAUCUCAUUAUGGUGAUGAUGUACGUCAUUGAAAGCGGAAAGACAUUCCAGAAUGUUAUCGUGUCAGUUCUUGGUAUUGAAAUGUUUUAAAUAAUGCACAGAAACGGCAUUUCUAUGGAAUUAAAAAACGAAAAAAGGAAAAAAAAAGUUAAUGGGUAAUAUUUUCCUUGGGCAAAGGAUCGAUGACACUUCCAGAUUGUCGCCUCAACUUUCAGUUUCAUUGUAUCGUUUCAUAUUCAGCUCAUGUCAAUGCUGCCAUCGCUUUGCACUGGAGAUGUAAUUUAAUUGCAUUCAGUACUCGGAUGAACCAAAUCGAAAUUUCAAAGUAGUUAAAUGUAUUGCUGAUAUACUUGUAGCCUAAUUUAUAGGUUAUAUAACUUAUCAAAUACAUUUCCUUGGAACAUUUUGGAAUGAAUCUACAGAGCAAAAUGUCUGUAAAAAGUACCAGGUCUCCCUUUCUUAACUGGAAUACAAACUCACUUAAAAGGUGUUCUUGUUUUGGCUGCAAAACAAUUGUGUGAUGUUUUUAAAGAUGUGCUUUAUUCAAACUUACUGACACAUUCAGUAUGUGAUAUUGCUUUACCAUACUGUUUAAGAUCUACUUUGGGUAUGUAAUUGUGUUCCAGAUUCAUCCAUGAAAGUUGACUACAAAUUCUUAGUCUGCUCAGUGUGGUGUUUAGACUUUAUAGCCAUUGCUUCAACAUUUUUCCUAUAUGCAGCACUGUUAGCCUGCAGUCAAACUAUGAUGGAAUCUAAGGGAAAUCUCAGUUUGUACACAUAGAAAUAACCCUAAUGAUUGUGCCUAAAAUAGUUUGUGCAUGACUUUUCCACCGGACUUUGUUACAAAUAUCAGUUAAAAAAAGGCGAGAGCUCAAGAUACCCCACUCAGAUCUGAAGUUGUAUUAAAGUGUAGUUUAUGUUUUUUUUUCUCUGUCGUCAUCAGAGCUGUCACUCAUCUUAAUCUGCUGCUUUGUUUUACUGUUGUAGCUGCCAGUCCAUUUAAUAAAUGUGUUGAUU